UGGACGGCUGGGGUGCACUGGGCAGAAUUGGGGUGCAGGGCGUUGACAGGCGGGGGCGCAGCGGUGCGGGGAGGUUCUAUGGGAGCUCCACUCGCUUUUGGUUUCGGUUCUAGCUCGGAGCCGGGGCUCCCGGGGAAUCCGCGGGCGGCUCGGCUCGGCUCGGCUCGGUUUGGCCAGCGUGGCCCCCCCUUGCCGGGCCUUCCCCGUGCCCCGCCCGUCUCUCUCGGCGCCGCCUCCAGUUUCGUUUCCCGGUGCGGCGGCUCCGGGGCGCGGAGCGGCGGGGAAUGGAGCUCCGGGGGUACCAGCGGGAGGCGGCGGCCCCGGCCCUGCGCGGCCGCAACAGCAUCGUGUGGCUGCCCACGGGAGCCGGCAAGACCCGCGUGGCCGUGCACGUCUGCCGGCGACACCUGGAGAGCCGGCGGGGCGCAAAGGUGGCCGUGCUUGUCAACAAGGUGCACCUGGUGGACCAGCACACCGAGAAGGAGUUCCACGCGCUGCAGGACACCUUCAAGGUGACGUCCAUCAGCGGGGACACCAGCCACAAAACCUUCUUCGCCGACCUGGUGAGGAAGAGCGACGUUGUCAUCUGCACGGCGCAGAUUCUGCAGAACGCCCUGGUCAGCACGGAGGAGGACAUGCACGUGGAGCUGACAGAUUUCUCACUGCUGGUGAUAGACGAGUGCCACCACACGCACAAGGACGCCGUCUACAACAAGAUCAUGCUGAGAUACCUCCAGCGCAAGCUCGGUGGGCAGCACGACCUGCCACAGGUCCUGGGGCUGACGGCAUCCCCUGGCACUGGGGGGGCAACAUCCUUUGAGGGAGCUGUGGAGCACAUCCUGCAGAUCUGUGCCAACCUGGACACCGAGAAGAUCACAUCGGUGCAGGACGAGUUGCAGCACCUGCAGAGCCACGUCCCCCAACCCAAGAAGCAGUAUGACCUGUGCCAGGAGAGAGUGCAGGACCCCUUUGGUGAUCAGCUGAAGAAGGUGAUGGUGCAGAUCCAGCAGUUCAUGGAGAAGCCGGAUUUCCCGCGGGACUUUGGCACGCAGAUUUACGAGCAGCGCAUUGUGGAGCUGGAGAAGACAGCUGCAGAGAUGUUUUGUCGCAAGACGCGCGUGUGCGCCCUGCACCUGCGCAAGUACAACGACGCUUUGCUGAUCAACGACACCGUGAGGAUGCUCGACGCCUUCCAGUGCCUGCAGCAGUUCUACAGCACUGAGAGGGAUAAGAAGGACCCCACCGAGCAGUUCCUCACUGCCACCUUUGAGGAGAACAGGGCGAGCCUGCAGGCCCUUGCUGGGGAUCACCGCUAUGAGAACCCCAGGCUGGCCAAGCUGGAGGGGAUCCUGCGUGAGCACUUUCAGCCCCUGGGCACUUCUCGUGGCAUCGUCUUCACCAAGACAAGGCAGAGUGCCCACAGCCUGCUCAGCUGGCUGCAGACCACGGCCACGCUCCGUGGGCAGCACAUCAGGGCCGCCGUCCUCACCGGCGCCGGCUACAGCAACCAGACCAGGCACAUGACCCAGAAUGAGCAGCAGGAUGUGAUCAAGCAGUUCCGUCAGGGAGCCCUCAACCUGCUCUUCUCCACCAGUGUGGCCGAGGAGGGCCUGGACAUCCCCGAGUGCAACAUCGUGGUCCGCUACGGGCUGAUGACCAACGAGAUUGCCAUGAUGCAGGCCCGGGGCCGUGCCCGUGCUGAGAACAGUGUCUACUCUGUCCUUGCCAAAGCCAACACCAGGGAGGUGACCCGAGAGCUGCUCAACGAGGACCUGGUGGAGCUCAUGAAGAGCGCGAUCCAGGCCGUGCAAGCCAUGCCUGAGCAGGAGUACUUCCAAAAGAUCCAGGAGCUGCAGCGGGUGGCCGUGGCCAGCUGGCUGAUGAGGGAGGCCAGGAUCAGCGAGCGGCGGCAGCUGCACGACCCCGCUGCUGUUCAGCUGUACUGCAUCAACUGCAACAGGGCCGUGUGCCGGGGCAGCGACAUCCGCACCGUGGAGGGCAUGCACCACGUCAACAUCAACCCCAAAUUCGGGUCGUAUUACAGAGUUUCCUCUGGGAAAAUACAGUUCCAGAGGACUUUCAAGGACUGGGAGCCCGGCUGCCGCAUUUCCUGCAAAGAGUGCAGCCAGGACUGGGGGAUGGAGAUGCUGUACCGGCAGGUGAAGCUGCCUAUCCUCUGCAUCAAGAACUUCGUGGUGGAGACACCAGCAGAAAAGAGGAGGUACAAGAAGUGGGGUGCUGUGACAUUCCCCAUCAAGGCGUUUGACUACCUGGAGUACUGCUCUGGCACCUACAGCCUGUCCUUCUAGCACGGCCUCUGUUCAGAAGAGUUUUCACAGGGUGUUUUCAGGGUGCUGCAUGAAGAGGGGAAGCUUCCUUGACCCUUGGACAGAGAGCCAUGGCUCACUCCUCUCUUCCUUGCUGAUCUGAGCCCCAACAGCCCAUCCCAAGCUGGAGCUGAAGGAGCUUUGCUGCACCCAUGCAGGAAGGAUGAGAUGCUGGGGUUGAAAACCACCCAAACCCUUCCUUGCUCCCCAUGCUGCUGCCUUGUCCACAGCCCUGCCAGGAGAACCAUCCCUUUCUGUGGGUCCAGGACACAGCCCAGUGCUUCUCCACUCUGCUUUAUGAACUCCAUGGGUCUCCAUUAAAACACACAGGCUAGACUGAAGGGGCAG
Passer domesticus (house sparrow) is the source of this 2675-nucleotide messenger RNA. RefSeq names its product DExH-box helicase 58 (gene DHX58). NCBI's taxonomy places the organism in Eukaryota, Metazoa, Chordata, Aves, Passeriformes, Passeridae. Gene Ontology annotation, cellular component: cytoplasm. Gene Ontology annotation, biological process: antiviral innate immune response; negative regulation of RIG-I signaling pathway; cytoplasmic pattern recognition receptor signaling pathway. The transcript is spliced from 12 exons. The coding region runs from base 285 to 2309 and encodes 674 amino acids. The record is from RefSeq and is a predicted model, not a curated record. Gene Ontology annotation, molecular function: zinc ion binding; hydrolase activity; ATP binding.